AUGGAUCCAAGUUUAAUUUACUCGUAUAUAAAAUUAAGAAAAGAUUUUGGACAUCAACCGAUGUUUAGCGAAGUAGCACCCGUGAUGCUGGAUUCCAUUAAUCCCAAUAAACAAGAACAACGCAAUUACUGCUUACGCAAUCCGGUACAUAAAGAAGUUCAAGCAUCUGCAACUGUGUCUGAAAAUUUCGCUAAUACCAAAAUAAUAAUUCGACAAGACACUGGAAUAAAUCACUACGAAGGUGGGUGGCCCAAAGAAAUUAAUUUCACAGAUGAGGAAGCGACUGCUAGAUACCGUCGCCGCUUUGAAAGAGAUGACACAUAUGUUGAUGCUGUUUUAAACCUUUAUCCCCAAUUUGAACACUACAUCAAUCAAAAUAAUGGACUUGGUAUAUAUAAUAUUUAUUUUAAAGAAAUGGAAAGUGAGAAUCCCGUUGAAAAACCAUCUAUUAUGAUAAAUAGUGUUUAUAAAGACCAACAAAAGCGACCUAUAAGUUGCAUUUCUUGGACCUAUGAGGAUAAAUCGAAGGUCGCUAUAUCGUAUUGCGAUAGAACAUUUCCAGAAUUUGAGCCUUUAAAUAGAGAUUAUCUGUGUUUUAUUUGGGAUAUUGAAAAUCCUAGCGAUCCAUAUACAUAUCUGUCUCCACCGACUGCAUGUUGGCAACUUGUAUGUUCACCCGCGUCUCCAAAUGUUUUCAUCGGUGGACUGGAAGAUGGGAAAGUGUGUGUUUUUGAUACUCGUGUUCAAUUUGAUCCCAUUCUUAUCAGUCCAGCGUAUAUAGCUCACAGAGAUCCCGUUAAUGCUUUAUUGUAUAUCCCAUCCCGUCUAAAUAUUGAAUUUUUCAGCGGCUCUACUGAUGGCAAAUGCAUGUGGUGGGACAUGAGAAAUAUAUCAUUUCCUAUUGAUAGUCUAAUAAUGUCUGUUCGUAUUCCACCUGGAGAUCAAAUAAGUUUAGCAAAUUCAGAAGGUGUAAGCUGUUUACAAUAUGAUAAAGCGUUUCCAACCAAGUUUUUGUGUGGCACUGAUUCUGGUCUGGUGAUAAGCGUAAAUAGAAAAGGCAAAACGUACCAAGAACUCAUGAGUGGCGUAUUUUAUGCGCAUGAUGGUCCAGUAAAAGCUGUUCAACGAAGUCCCUGUUCUUCUAAAUUUUUUAUAACAUGUGGAGAUUGGAGAGUGAAUGUUUGGAGUGACGAUUUAAUUUCAUCCCCUAUUAUUUCAGGAAUAAGGCAUAGAAAACAAAUUAACGACGUUGUAUGGGCGCCUCACAGAUUUUCAGGUUAUAUGUCGGUGGGUGAUGACGGUAAAUUUCGUUUUUGGGAUCUGUUGCGUAGGUAUCGAGAGCCAAUAGCUACAAUGCCAGUUUGUCAGGAUCGUUUAUUAAAAAUCAAGCCCCAUGAAGACGGUCGUUUGAUAGCGAUUGGAGAUGCAAAAGGAGUCUUACAUCUGUUAUCUUUAUCUGAGACAUUAGUCUCAUCAGGUGACGGAGAUAAACAAUUAAUGACACAAAGUUUUGAACGUGAAACUCGCAGAGAACGUAUUCUAGAGAACCGUGUAAAGGAAAUAAUGAUAAAAUUUAAAACUACAGAAGACCAAACUGAUGAACAAGAGAAAGAAGAAAUAGUCGAGGAAGACCCGUUUAAAUUGGUUGAAGAUGAAUAUCGACGCCUCGUUAUGGAAGAAAUGCGUCACACUGAGAUCAACACAGGACAUUCGUUCAGUAUGGAUGAUACUAUUAGAACCCGUUAA
Zerene cesonia (dogface butterfly) is the source of this 1746-nucleotide messenger RNA. RefSeq names its product dynein intermediate chain 2, axonemal-like. The coding region runs from base 1 to 1746 and encodes 581 amino acids. Gene Ontology annotation, molecular function: dynein light chain binding; dynein heavy chain binding. Lineage: Eukaryota; Metazoa; Arthropoda; Insecta; Lepidoptera; Pieridae. Gene Ontology annotation, biological process: outer dynein arm assembly; cilium movement. The transcript has a single exon. Gene Ontology annotation, cellular component: outer dynein arm. The record is from RefSeq and is a predicted model, not a curated record.